Molecule: messenger RNA, 2058 nt
Organism: Argentina anserina (silverweed cinquefoil)
Lineage: Eukaryota; Viridiplantae; Streptophyta; Magnoliopsida; Rosales; Rosaceae
Exons: 4
Coding region: 125-1780 (551 amino acids)
Source: RefSeq, a predicted model, not a curated record
AAACAGCAAAUUCCUGACAUAUUAAAGAAGGGAUUUAGAGCCAAACCUUCUGGCUUUUGAAACCCGCGACUCUCUCUUUGUUUUGCACAACGGUUCUUAAUGAGCUAAAGGUCAAUAUAUUCAGAUGGUUCAGCAUACGAUAGAUUCUAAAACCAAUGAAUAUGGGCUUGGAACUACUGAAGCCGACUUGUCUGUGCAUGAUAAGCAGUCAUCAGUUCCUAUAAAGAAGACAGUUUUAAGAACGCUGCAAUAUGACAAUAAAGUUGCAGUGCCCAGCUCUGCCGCAAGCUCUUCCCCGUCUAAAGAUAAGAUACCUAAUACUGCCCCUAGAGUUUCUGGCACCAAAAGACCUUUAUCUGAGUGCCAGAUGUUCCCUCCUGAACUGAAACCCCACAGUACUAGUUCUGCACAUUGUUCUCUUGUCUAUGUUCGUAGGAAAUCAGAAGCUGACGCAGUCAGAAGUAGCACCAACAAUAAUUCAAGCAUUAAUGAUGUUGGUCAGGUGUCGAGGAAACUUAGCACCCAAGAGGAGAAAACCGGAACGGUAUCCCAAACAAAGGAGCCAAAAAUUCAGAGUUCCAAUGAUACUGGAAACAAUAAUGCUGAUUCUGAAGUGAUGAGAAUAAGCCACCAAGAGGCAGACCCCAGACCCAUAUCCCAAGAAAAGGAGCCAGAAGUUCAGAGUGCUAAUGACAAUGCAAACGUUGAUGCUGAUUGUGAGGUGUCAAAGAUAAUAAGCCACCAAGAGGCAGGCACUGGAUCCGUAUCCCAAACAAAAGAGCCAGAAGUUCAUAGUGCUAACGGUAAUGCAAACGUUAAUGCUGAUUAUGAAGGGGAGAGGAGAAUUAGCCACCAAGAGGCAGGCGCCAGACCAAUAUCCCAAAAAGAGCAGCCAGAAGUUCAUUCUGCUAAUGAAAAUGCAAGCAAUAAUGCCGAUUUUCAGGUAUCAAGGAAACUCAGUAAUCAAGAGGCAAGCACCGGAUCAAUAUCCCAAAAAAAGGAGCUGGAAGUUCAUGUUACUAAAGAUAAUGCAGGCAUGAAUGCUGAUUGUGAGGUGUUGAGGAAAAUUAGCCAGCACGAGGCAGGCACCGGACCCAUUUCCCAGACAAAGGAUCUGAAACUUCAUUGUGCUAGUGAUAAUGCAAGAACUAAUGGUGAUUGUGAGGUAUCGAUGACAGUUAGCAACCAAAAGGCAGCCAUUGGACCCAUAUCCCAAACAAAGGAGCCAAAAGUUCAUUUUGCUAAUGAUAAUGCAAGCAUUAAGGCUGAUUGUCAGGUAUUGAGGGUAAAUAGUCACCAGGACGCAAGCACCAGACCCAUAUCUCAACCAAAGCAGCCAACAAAUCAUGGCAUUCCGGAAGUUGCACCUUUUCCAAGAGACGCUACCGCCAUCCCUCCUGGAAAACCUUCAGUUUCUCUGCCACAUAGUAAAUCUGAUGUAAGAGGGGCGCCGGCAGGAUCCAAUUGCCAACCCCUUGCUUCUGCUACCCCUUCAUUGGGUAAUUCGAAGGGACUCAGAAGUAUGGAUGGGGAAGAGGGGUUUCAUCAACUGCAUAUGCUAUUGAGCAAAUUGGACCAAUCAGACCAUGAGGAUUAUCUCAAGAUGCUGCGGUCACUCUCCUCGGUUGAACUAAGCAGACAUGCGGUUGAGUUGGAAAAGAGAUCGAUACAGCUCUCACUGGAGGAAGCAAAAGAGUUGAAGCGAGUUGCGAUCUUGAAUGUUCUGGGAAAACCUACGAAGCCUUUUAAAGUGCCCCUCAACUCUUCAAGAAAGAUCUGAGAAGUAAACAAAGACCAGGGAAUAGGGCUUAACUGUGGUGAUGAUUAAAUUGCUGCUGGGUGAAAGUGUGCCUAUUAGUUUCUUUACCAUCGGUUCCAUCUUGUGCAGUUGUUAAUUCUCCAGUUGGUUUGCGGGUAUUUACUGCAAGUCUGUACUAUUUCACUUAUGAAUCUGCAGUAUCUUUCACCACCCUGUAGCCAAAGCUUCUGAAAGUAUUGAUAUGUAACUGUUGAAAAGUAAAUAGAAAAAGAAAUCUGUCAAUUGCUUUGCAUUAAUUC